This is a messenger RNA of Camellia sinensis, 3173 nucleotides long. Its product is annotated as ADP-ribosylation factor GTPase-activating protein AGD1. Gene Ontology annotation, cellular component: cytoplasm. NCBI's taxonomy places the organism in Eukaryota, Viridiplantae, Streptophyta, Magnoliopsida, Ericales, Theaceae. Gene Ontology annotation, molecular function: protein binding; GTPase activator activity. The record is from RefSeq and is a predicted model, not a curated record.
GUUUUCGCGCGCACGGAAGUGAGAGAGAGAGAGAGAGAGAGAGGUGUCUAAUUUUAGUUUCAGUGAGAGAGAGAAGCAUGAAAAUUGAUUCGCAAGAAGAGGCCUAUAUUCAGCUCCAACAAAAAACCAUGCCCCCUCUGCUCCUCCAUUUCCGGUCUUUUUCCCAUCCAAUCCAACCCCAACAACAGACUACCAAUACAUCUCUUUCACCUCCUCCAACUCCAUCGAUCACAUUCCAUUCCACGCACAAUUUAGGGUUUUCUAAGCCAAUUCGCUGACAUUACAGUUGGAGAAACAGCCACAGGUAUUGCGUUUUCUAUUUUGAUUGCGAUCAGAUGCAGGAAUUAAACAUGCAUUUCGAGGAGUUGGUCGAAUCCGCCUUGUUUCGCCAGCAGGAAAGCAAGUUUGCCUUUGCCAAACUCGACGAUUCCCCUAUGUUCCGCCAACAGGUCCAAGGUUUGGAAGAAGUUGCUGAUAUGUUUAGGGAGAGAACUGCAAAAUUUUGUAAAGGAUGCCGAAAGUACACAUGGAUAAUAUGAGUCAGGUUGGCUAUAAGCUGAAGUUGAUAGUGCUGGAUUUGGCCUUGGAGAAUUAUCUAGAUGGGCUUGGAGAAGGAUAUGACAGGGACAUCGCAUUUGCAAGUGCUCUUGAAAGUUUUGGGGGGCAAAAUGACCCGAUUUGUGCUUCUUUUGGAGGUCCCGUGAUGACCAAAUUUGCAAUUGCUUUGAGAGAAAUUGGAACUUACAAGGAAGUUCUUCGAUCACAGGUAGAGCUCAUGCUAAAUGAUAGGUUAUUACAAUUAGUCAAUGUUGGCCUGCAUGAUGUCAAGGAAGCUCGGAAGCGUUUUGACAAAGCUAAUGUUAUAUAUGACCAGGCACGUGAGAAGUAUUUAUCACUGAGGAAAAGUUCUAGGCUGGAUAUAGCUGCUGCCAUAGAGGAGGAACUUCACAAUUCAAGAUCAGCAUUCGAGCAAGCGCGUUUUAAUUUGAUUGGUGCUCUUGCUAAAGUUGAGGAAAAAAAGAGGUUUGAGUUUUUGGAGGUUGUUAGUGGGGCAAUGGAUGCUCAUCUUCAUUACUUCAAACAGGGAUAUGAGCUAUUGCAUCAACUGGAGCCUUAUAUUAACCAGGUCUCGGCUUAUGCACAGCAAUCAAGAGAAAGUUCCAAGAAUGAGCAGGCAGCUCUUAAUGAGAGGAUGCAAGAAUACAAAAGACAUGUUAAUCAAGAUUGUAGGCAGUCCUUGAAUGACUCUCAUGGGUCUCCUAAUGAAGAUAUAAUACAACCAUUCCCCAGAAGUUCCCAUAAAGAGAUAAAGGCAGUGAUGGAGUCUGCUUCAGAAGGAAAGGUGUUCAAUGUUCAAACCAUAAAACAAGGAUAUCUCUCAAAACGUUCAUCUAAUUUGAGGGGUGACUGGAAGAGAAGAUUUUUCGUUCUUGAUAACCGAGGCAAGUUGUACUACUAUCGCAAACAAUGGAGCAGGCCCUCUUAUCAGGGAGCUGGGAAUCAAUUUCCUAUACAAAGGAGCCUUGCUUCUGAACCUGGUUCUGGGCUGCUGAGUCGGUGGCUGUCUUCUCAUUACCAUGGUGGUGUACAUGAUGAAAAAUCGGUUGCACAUCACACUGUGAACCUGCUGACGUCGACUAUAAAGGUUGAUGCAGAUCAGUCAGAUUUGAGAUUCUGCUUCAGGAUAAUUUCACCAACAAAGAACUAUACCUUGCAGGCAGAGAGUUCAUUGGAACAAAUGGACUGGGUUGAAAAAAUAACAGGCGUGAUUGCUUCAUUGUUGAGUUCUCAGGCACCUGAGCCUUUAUGUGCUAGUCCAACAACUGUUGGUCUUUUGUCUUCCUGGGAGAGCAGUUCCAUUGGAAGUCCGGAUUUUGAUCGAAGGACAAGUGGACCACUAUUAGCUGAGAAAGACAUUCCUUCUAGGAAUUUGGUGCGAGCAUCUAGAAGUUUACAACAGCUUCAAUACUGCGGGAAAAGUGAGAAGCCAGUCGAUACAUUAAAAAGAAUUCCUGGAAAUGAUAAAUGUGCUGAUUGUGGUGCACAUGAACCAGACUGGGCAUCUUUAAACCUUGGAGUGCUUAUCUGCAUCGAAUGUUCUGGUGUUCACCGUAAUCUGGGGGUGCAUAUAUCUAAAGUAAGGUCGUUGGCACUUGAUGUGAAAGUGUGGGAACCGUCUGUCAUCAAAUUGUUUCAGGCACUGGGUAAUGUCUUUGUAAACUCAAUAUGGGAGGGGUUGUUACAUGCACAAAGAACUUUUCAGGCUGAUGAAAUACCUAUGAAGUUUUUUGACCAUGAUAAGCACAAACAGUUUUUUAGCAAACCCCGUCAUGAUGAUCAUAUUUCAAUGAAGGAGAAAUUCAUUCAUGCAAAGUAUGCAGAAAAACGUUUUGUUCACAAAGGAAAGUACAUUCCACAUCUUCUUUCAGAGGCACAACAGUUGUGGGAAAGUGUCAGUUCUAAUGACAAGAAAUCAGUUUACCGCCUUAUUGUCGCUUGUGAAGUAGAUGUUAAUGCUAUCCAACCUUUAAAUUUGUCCAAAGGAGUGCAAUUGCAAGAUAAGGAACAACAAAGUUCCGAUUGCUACUUGGACUACUUAGCUCAGUCUUUGGAUGGCUCCUCGAGCUCUUUUAGUUCAACUAAAGCAAGUGAAGAUCAGUCCAAAGAUGGAUUUCUUGAUGGCUGCUCCUUGCUUCACCUUGCCUGCCAAACUGCUGAUAUUGGCAUGGUAGAGUUGCUCCUACAGCAUGGUGCAGACAUAAAUACUUCUGAUUCGAGAGGUCAGACGCCACUGCAUCAUAGUAUUAUCAGAGGAAGAAUUGGAAUUGCAAAACUUCUCCUUACCAGGGGAGCUGAUCCACACGCUCUUGACAAAGAAGGUAAAACCCCAAUUCAGCUUGUCGCCGAAACAAGCAAUGACGAUGUCGAGGUACUUGCUCUCUUGAAAACCCCCAAAAGAUAGCAUUUUUGUAUUAAUUAGAUCACUUGAAGACGGACCAUAUAGAAGUCUAAACAAAGGAAUGGAAAAUUUUGUAUCACAUUGAACCCCGUCAGAGGGAACGGCUAAUAUUAGACGGUGAUUCAGAGGAGUUGGUUGGUUUGCUUUGUGGCAUCAUGCACAUAUUCUGAAUUGAGAAGCCUUUGAUAGGCUGUGUUAUGGUCUCAUUUAUCCA